Molecule: messenger RNA, 1686 nt
Organism: Brettanomyces bruxellensis
Lineage: Eukaryota; Fungi; Ascomycota; Pichiomycetes; Pichiales; Pichiaceae
Exons: 1
Coding region: 1-1686 (561 amino acids)
Source: RefSeq, a predicted model, not a curated record
AUGCAAAAAAACUUGGAAAAUUUUGGUGAUUCAAGUUUUGGCGUCGAGGCCUCAAUUUCAGAUCAACAAUCAUCGCAAGACUCACCAAAGUCAAAAACUGGGAUGAACGUGGAAAUUGACGGUGCAGUUCGGGAAAGCAAAAUAGACGGAGGUGGUGGAGAUAAAGGUGACGUGGCUGUUGAGUCAUAUCAAGUACCGACAGAAGAACAUAAAACUGAUGUUAAGAUCGAGAAGAAAGAGCCACGAAAGAAGUCGAGGAUCGAAACGGAGGAAGAAAGACGGCGGAGGCUAAAAAAGAAGCAAGAACGACUACGUGCUCAAUUGUAUAUGAGUGACUCUGAAUUCGAGGUCGAGGAGGAAGAAUUGCAACGUUCCGACAGAUCAUUUCGUAAUGUGACAAAGAUCGAUUACAAUGAAAACAAACGUGUGCCAACACAUCAGAUUGUACACGAUAAAAAACAUUUAGGAAGCAGAGGAAGAAGGAGCCGAAGCCACAACAGUUCUCCGAUGGCUCAAGAUAGUAAACCAAGUUUAAGAGGUUUGAGAUCGAGGUCUGGCACAAGAAAGAGAAAAGAGGUUUCACCGGGUUUAAGGAAUGCAAGAACAAAUAAAUUAAAUGAAGAUCUCAAUAAAAAGAGACAGAAAAUAGGGCGGCGGAGAAUACAGGAUGAAAACAAGACGACAAAGUUUGAGAAAGAUGAUGUUUUAAAGGAAAUCAGCAAUGAAGCUUCUAAAGAUCAAGAAAUGAACCGGAAGCACAAGAAAGUACAGGCAGAUGCAACUGAAAUGAAAAGAUUAAAAGAAGAAGCGUCCAAACAUCCUCUUUCUGAUUUUCAGAGAAAGCUCUUGGAUGAUACAAACAUUAAGUUUUUGGAAAAGCUUUCGGCGAGUGAGCUUCCAGCCAAGAUACGGAAUAUAACAGAAAACAACGAAGUUAGUAGCGAACAACAGAGCCCAAGAAGCAAUCAGAUAAGAGAAAUAGCAUCUGAAUUAUCAAAGCUGAAAACUAGUCAUCACUUUUUAGAUUUUGAGGAUUCAGAAGAUGUAUCGCAAUUGCAGAAUAUUAUAGCCAACGAGUACUAUGUGAUGUCAAAAAAAUUUGUUGAGGCACAGGUCAAUCAUAUAGAUGAGUUGGUGAAGACAAUAGACACAUGCGUGAAGAAAUCGAAAAAUUCAUAUGAGCAGUACCGUGAACAAAUAGAGAACUCGAAAAGAAACUACUUAGAUAACGAUGAACUAAGAGGAUCGAGUAAGGAAAUAAAGAAUAUUCUCAAUACUUUACAACCUACAAAAUUGGUUCCUGCAAUACUUUUUCCAAAUAUCUUUGAGAAAAUUAUUGGCUGGAGGUAUUCGGGAUAUUCCAGCAUGAAAGAAGAAUGCUUUUGCCGAUUAGAUAUGAUUGACCGGUUAACAGCUGGAAACAAGCAGAUAGCACGGGACAGAUAUGAAAGGAGUUUGAGAGAAAAUAGAGAAAGCAUGAAGAUGGAAAUUAUGAACGAAUUGAAAGAAUUGGAUACUGAAUUUACAAGAGAAACAGGUCUAAGUCCAGCCGUUGCAAAUAUUGAUAGUUCACCAUCAAUCGAUUCUUUCGAAAGCGAUUAUCGUUCGGAGAGGGCAGCUUUGAACAAAAGUUCAGAUGCUAGUGGUACAGACACCAGAGAAAAAGGUGCGACCAAGCAUUCUUAA